Stylonychia lemnae is the source of this 969-nucleotide messenger RNA. Lineage: Eukaryota; Ciliophora; Spirotrichea; Sporadotrichida; Oxytrichidae. The record is from the annotation of a GenBank genome assembly.
AUGAUAAAUACAGAGAUCUUGAUUCAUGGACUUGUGUUGACAAAUGCCCUGUAGGAAAGAUUCAAAUCACAACUCAGACUGAUUAAUUAAAAACUAAAUAAUUCAAAUACUGCAGAGGAAAUGAGAUUUUUAUUGACCCCUCCUCAAAAUUAAGUAACAUAGAACUAGGAAUAAAAGCAUUUCCAUUCAAAUCUCUAGAUGAUGCAUUUAGAGAACAUUUCAACAAUUAAAAAUUAUUGGAGACCUGCAUCUAAUUUUAAUCCGACUUUUGAUUAAUCCCUUAAAAACUCGAGAUUUUAUGAUUUCCAAAAAGUAGCUCUCCUUGGUAUUUUCCCAUAAACUUAAAUUGGCACAAUAAAACUAAAAUUUGUAAUUUACAAUUCCAACCUUUUAGUUUAAGACUUAAAUUUUACAGAAAUAACCUCAUAAGAUACAACUACUGAUGCCCUCUUUGUUCCGAAAUAUUCCCAGUAUAGAUGGAUAAACAUUACUAAUUGCUAUUUUCAGCUAAGAUAAAUGCAUUUCUUUGUAGAUGAUGGAUCUAACUUAAAGAUAGAAAAUUCUUUCAUUGAUAUAAUAUAAUAGAGUAGAAUAGUACAAUAUGCUGCAAAAGCUGAUUGUAGUUAUCAUUAAAAUAUCGGAAUAGGAAAUAACUUAAUCUUUCAUAACAAUACUUUCAAAGAUUUUGAAUGGUUAGAUUAUGGAGUUUCUAUUAUAGUAGAAUAUUAAAAUCUGAACUGCCAAAUUCAACCAAUAACUCAUCUGAAAAUAGAUAAUAACAAAAUUGCAAAUUAUGAAAAAUAAAGACUUUCAUACAUUUUUUUCACUUUGAAUUUGGGUUCCGAUGGAUUAUAAAAUCUCUUUGUUGAUUUUUAAAAUAACACAUUCAAGAAUAUUCUUAACUUGAAUGAUGAAAAUAUAGCGGUUCUAUUGUAAUUAAGUUCGUCAAAAUAUGUUUCUUGGCAUUGA